GUGACUGCUGCGCGUCUCCGCGAGCAGUCGGCAGUCUCUCGGUCCGGUCUGGCGCGUGCCUGUGUUGCCGCAGUGUUGUGUGCGCCGCGAGCUUCCCGGAGACGAACGUGUCCUGAACUGCUUGGAACGUCGCUCGUCGGUGCCGCCAAGGAACGUGUUUUUACAUGUCGUUAUAGCGUCGUCGUGAGCCGCACCAUCGGCACCGUGUCAAAAUGCUCCAGCAAAUCCUGCGGGACAUGUACAUUGACCCCAGCUGCUUGCUGAGCUGGAUGAUGAGCAGAAGCACAUCCUGUUCUGCAAGAUGCGAGAGGAGCAAGUACGGCGUUGGGAGCAGCGUGAAAAGGAGCUUGCCCUCAACAGCAAAAGAAUGGCACCACUAGCAAUAGCAGCAAGCCUGGAAGCAAACGUGUGGACUUCCUCUUGGGUUCUGAUGCAAGCCAUGGACUUGGGUGAUGGGAGAGCAUCCUGAAGACUCCAGCAUUGAGGAGAUCCUAGAGAAGGAGACCAAGGAGAAGGCUCGCAUUCAAGCAGCCCAGGAAGCACUCCAGCUAAGAAAUCAAGAGGAGCAGCAACAAAAGCAGCAGCAGCAGAGGCAGGAGCAGCAGCAGCAGGACCAGAAUUGGCAGCAGCUGCAGCAACAGCAGCAGCAGCAGCAGCAACAGCAACAGCAACAACAACAAAUACAGCAACAGCAAAAGGAAAUGUGGUGGUGCCAGCGACUCCUUCACCUCCACCGGAGAUUCCGAAAGACUGCAUAGAGGAAGUGGUGCGAUUGCGGCGCAAAAAGAAGCCCCUGGAAGGCUGCUUCUCCCUGGAGAAGGAAGUGGCUGCCCUCCUCCAAGACUCGGUGGUUGCUACCUCACGGGUCUCCACAGUUGAUCGCAGCACGUGGCUCUCCCAGAAGCAGCAAGAG
This is a messenger RNA of Rhipicephalus sanguineus (brown dog tick), 913 nucleotides long. Its product is annotated as ataxin-8-like. Bases 453 to 758 code for a protein of 101 amino acids. The record is from RefSeq and is a predicted model, not a curated record. The transcript has 4 exons. Lineage: Eukaryota; Metazoa; Arthropoda; Arachnida; Ixodida; Ixodidae.